CUGGGAGGAAAUUAUUACUGUUUUUCUUUUUGGGGAAUAUUUAUUUAUUCAACGAGUUGGAAGAAAUUGGUUGAAAUUUUAAUUUGGUUUCUAAAAUUCCAAAUAUUGACUUAUUAGGAUUCAAGACAAGACAAUACGGACACGCCCCAAAGCCAGAAAACAAUCGGUUCCUCUUUCUUCUGUAGAGCCGUGCCGGAGAAGAUGCCCAUGGACCGAACUCAGGCAACCUCGGAAAGCCCGAGCAGCAGGGUGAUGGUUUUGUCGAUCGAGUGCAUCAAAGGAAGCUCACGCGCCGACGAGUGGACCGGCGACAUGCUCCAGACCGGCGACAUAGUGGAGGAGCUAACCAUCGGGUCGUCGCUGUGCGUGAGAUCCCCCUUUAAAAACGGGCGCUCCGGAAUCCAAAGAAUUCUCCACAAUUCCUUCAAGGACAAGCAGACGUCCAUCGUGGUCCGGGUCCGCCGAGGCCGGGACCAGUUCUCGGAGCUCCACGCCUGUAUCGUACCCAACGACUCCGCCGGAAGAAAGCAGUACGUUCUCCGCUCCAUCACUGACCCGAAUUACGUCGUCGGGUUCGUGGAUCGAACCGAAUCCGAAUGCUUCGACCUUCAAGCAUCGAGGAAUGACAGAAUGGUAAGUGCAUUAGAGAGGACAAGGCUUCAAGAUGGAUAUGUAUCAUAUCCAUGGGAAAGAAGGAUGCACGAAACCUUGUCUGUUCCAUAUUCCAGCUCUUUUCUCUCCAUUCUGCUGCUUCCAAAAGCUUCAAAUGAAGUGGCCACUCACUACAAUGACUUGGAAGACACCCUUGCCAGAGCCAAUGCCUGGCUCAACUCUGCCCAGGCCAGCGGCGUCCCCAUUGUCUUCAUGAACAUUCAGACUGAGUCUCUCUUAACCAAGAUAUCUGGAGAUACAGCCUCUUCCACUGUCAGUGCUGGUUCCUUGUCUGAUCUGUCCAACCUCACCAAUGCCAGUCUCUACGGUUUCGAGGAUUACCAUGGGGUCGAUAUUGGUGUCGUUCGAUCUGUUCGUCUAUGGUAUGCUCCUCUUGGAGGAGAGCUUCCUCUGGAAAUCAAGCUAAAAGAAGGAGAUUCCAAGCUGGGGUUUGCCAUUAGUCGCACAGAGGAGGGAUUUAUCUAUGUUUCAUCUGUGAUGGAUGAAGAUGACAAUGCGCCUUCCACAAGGUCAGGGCUGGACCAUCUGUACAAGGAAGCUGAAAAUGCAUCGAAAUUGCUUAUAAUCUCAAGAGUUUCGAAUCAGAAGGUGCUCCCAUGGAUAGUGUCUUCUACAGGGGCAAUUCGAUGCUUCGACACAGUUUCACUCAGCCAGAAGCUGUCGUUGCAUAGGCACGCCAAGGUCUCCAUUUUCUUGCACGUCUUUUUAUGGGACAGAGAAUUGGCUUCUUCAAUCGGCGCCGCCCCAAGUAGGCAAAGACCCACGCCGUCGCAGCCGGCGGCUCCAGCGCGGUUGGCCUUGCCUCCAGAAGUCCAAUUGGCUCGCCACCCAAACGACAACCAAAUACAGCCACUGCCGGCGGACGCGUUCAGCGAGAGCGGAAGUAAUAACACUGAUGGGUCGUCGAUCAGAAUGGAACGAGACACCGCCGGUGACCUCUCCUUUAGAUUUCAUGAGUUUUCUCUAUCGAGCAACUGGGUAUGAUUUUGGUUGCUUUAACUCUACCCUGCACAAAUAUCAACGAUAGAACAGAGUUUUACAGAUGUGGUAUCCAAUAUAGGUUUGUAUUGGAAACAGAGUUUUAUAUUGAGUGGAGUUUCCUACUGGUUUCGCUAGGAAACAUUGUUUAUUAUUCAAAUCGACGUCCUCCUUUUCAUUUCAUUUGUAUUAAGAGCAUGAAUUCGGCUGAGCCGGAUGGUGAAAUCUCAAUAUUUUCAUGGAGGCUUAAUUAAGUUU
This is a messenger RNA of Momordica charantia (bitter melon), 1908 nucleotides long. RefSeq lists its product as uncharacterized. The record is from RefSeq and is a predicted model, not a curated record. Lineage: Eukaryota; Viridiplantae; Streptophyta; Magnoliopsida; Cucurbitales; Cucurbitaceae.